AGACGCGCCCUGUGCCAUGCUGAACAACUCCCCGACUCUCCUCUUGGCUCUGACCACGGUGGCCGGACUUCUCCAGCGAUGCCAUGGCUGGAGCGACGAGGACUUGCUCCUGCCGCCCAUCAACUCCACCAACCGCUUCCUGGCCAACCUGGAGGUGGACGUGCGGUAUUCGAAGAGAUCCGUGGACGAGGGCGAAGCCUCGUCCGACGCGUCGCUCCAGACUCUCGCGCAGUGCAACGUCAGCGUCCAUAGACUCUUGCCCACCUCGCUGGUGGCGCGCUGGGACAGCAACUUCGGCUUCCAGUGCGACGUGCUCCUCUACACCACCAACAACCACGGCAGGGCUUUCUUCUCCGCUUCCUUCAACAGGGCGAUCUCGCCCGUCAUCAUCGAGCACCUCGGAGUCAACAGCGGUCAGCAGGAGUUGAGGCUGUGUGUUGGCUGCGGGCUCUCCCGGUACAGGAGGUUCGGCCAAGGCAGGUCGAGGGGCCAGCAGACGGGAGACCCCAUCAGUUUCUGCUGUGUCGACUUCAGCCUUGACGAGUUGAAGGGGGACAAAAGUUGGAGGCUCAACCGGAAACCCAUCGAGUCGACACUUGUGGCUUGUUUCAUGACUUUGGUCAUCAUUGUGUGGAGUGUUGCUGCUCUCAUAUGGCCGGUCCCUAUCAUUGCAGGAUUUCUGCCUAAUGGGAUGGAGCAGAGGCGGCCGAGAUAAUCAAACGGAGAUGCACAGU
This is a messenger RNA of Lampris incognitus (smalleye Pacific opah), 734 nucleotides long. RefSeq names its product transmembrane protein 158. The transcript has a single exon. Lineage: Eukaryota; Metazoa; Chordata; Actinopteri; Lampriformes; Lampridae. The coding region runs from base 17 to 715 and encodes 232 amino acids. The record is from RefSeq and is a predicted model, not a curated record.